AUGACAAGUAUACCAUCUAGUUUCGAUAUGGGUCCAAAGGAUGCCGACGAUUUGGAAGAAAUGUCCUUUGGUCAAAGAAUUGUUUACCAUUGUAAACAACAACCAUUGGUCCCUAUUGGUUGUUUAUUAACCACUGGUGCAGUGGUAAUGGCAGCUCAAAGUAUCAGAACAGGUAAUAGUCGGAGAGCUCAAAAUUUCUUCCGUUGGCGUAUUGGUUUCCAAGGUGCUACAUUAAUUGCACUAGUGGCAGGUUCAUUCUUAUAUGAUAAUCACAGAAAAGAUAUGAAGACAAAAGAAGAAUUAAUGAGAGAAAAGGCUAAGAUGAGAGAAAAGUUAUGGAUUCAAGAAUUAGAGAGAAGAGAUGAAGAAGCUAAAUCAAGAAGAAAGAGAGCUGAAUUAGCAAGACAAAAGACUAAAGAAAAUGAAGAAAUUAUUAAGAAAUUAGAAGGUGAACUAAAAGAACUGGAAUCUAAAGUUACACCAAAAUCAAAAUAA
Molecule: messenger RNA, 495 nt
Organism: Maudiozyma saulgeensis
Lineage: Eukaryota; Fungi; Ascomycota; Saccharomycetes; Saccharomycetales; Saccharomycetaceae
Source: the annotation of a GenBank genome assembly